CCAGUGCGCAGCUUCACAAACAUGGUAAACUAAGCCUCAACUUGAAUCCGGUUCCUUUCCUUCCCUUCUAUUUCUCGACCCAUUAUUUCCAUCAUGCCCAAGGGCGCACCCCAGCCCACAGAUAUUGACGAGAAACUUAUCGCUCUUCGGCGGCGAACAGCAGUACAAACGAGGCCCAAGGAAAAAUCAGAGAGGCCAUCAGGUGAAAAACCUUCUCGUCCUCCAUCAGUUCCGACCCAGCAACAACGUUUGUCUCCGAAAAGACCUCAUCAAGUAAUCAUACAACGGCCAUCCGAUGCAGAUGCUGAGGAUUUUUCUCGACUCAAUAUUUCAUCACAUUCUUCUUCACGACCCGUGCAAUCAUCUACCCAGUCGAAUCCACACUCAAAGCUCUAUAACCCAGAUCGUGAUCCUAUUCCUACCAUGCGCCGUACCGCAGAGCCUGAAUCAAUGUCGCAGACCGCCAGCAAUGGCCGACCAACUAGGGAUACUGAAGGGUCAAUGAAGCAACUUUUCGAUCAUAGGAAGGACAAUCCGGUGCGAUUUUCUGUUCUUGCUCGACCGCAACAGCAUGGUCAGCGACCUGUGCCUACACCGAAAUCCUCCGGCGAAUAUAUUUCAGCCUCUUCGACUUCAUCGUACGCUGCCUCACAAGUUUCUUCCACCUUCACCCUCUCAUCUACGACCGAUGGCUCUUCUGUCCCCUCCGCACUCUUCGAUCGGCAAGACAAGCCCCAUGAGGAAAGCUCGGGGACUAAUGCCUUCGCUCAGCAACUCAAGAGAUUGUAUCGCACGAUCACAAUCCUUGAAACCAAAGUUCAAAAAGAGGAUGUUGAUGUAGAGAAAGAUAGCCGGGACAACAAUCGGAUCUUGCUCAAGGGUAAGAAUGUACAGCUUGAGGAAGAUGAGGAAGAGAAGGAAAGGGAAAAGUGGACACGGCAGAUUGAAGAUCAUAAACGACUCAUUGAAACGAUCCACUCUCUGCUCGAAAUAUCUCUUGCACCCUCUGUUCCUGCUUCCCUUCGAAUCAUUCCCAAGAAGUAUAACAUCAUAGUUCGGUUGUGGACGUUUGGGUUCCAUAAGCUCCUCGAGAACCUUCGGCGGGCAUCCCUCACAUCACCUCUCGCUUUGGAACAUUUACAAGAUUUCAUCUACUUCGCGUACACAUUUUACACUGGACUACUCGAUGAACCACCGUUAGCCCAGUUCAGGCAUGGCUGGCUGGAAGCAUUAGGUGACCUCGCGCGAUACAGGAUGAUGGUUGCGGGCAUGAUCACUGCGGGAAACCUAAGUUCCGCAGCUUUGAAGACUUCAGAAACCGCAGUUAACGCAGUAAAGAAAGAACUAGCCGAUGGCCAGCUCGUAAUCCCCACUGACACUGGAGCAAAGUCCGUGAGCAACGCACCCGCAGCUCGCAUCGACGACUCUCCUUCACCGAGCGUCGGAAUUGCUGCAGCACGUGCACUUGAAAUUGAGCCAGAGGUCGAAAGAUGGCGCUCUCUUGCUCGAGAUUGGUACGGUAAAGUAUUGGCCGAGCAGCCUGGAGCCGGAAGACUGCACCAACAUUUGGGCAUGUUAAGUCGUGAGCUUCCUGGAGAAGAAAUAAGAGCGAUUUAUCAUUUUGUGAAAAGUAUGACAACACUUCGUCCUUUUCCUUUAUCUCGUGAAUCAAUCCUCUCGAUAUGGUCCCCUGAAGCUCAGGCCAGGCGCCAGUUAUCCGACGCCCGUCUUCCAGAUCUCUUUGUGCUCCUACAUGGAAUGCUUUUCACCAACAUCCAGCUGGAUGAUUUUCGUUCGACUCUCUUCCGUUUCGUCGAGCGACUUGAGCUUGAAGGUGCCGAAGAACGCGUAUGGACCAUGAUGGCCGUUAUCAACAUCAGUUCCAUCCUAGAGUACAAUAAGCCCAAUGGCAUUCUCAAGAGAUGUGGUGGGAUAACUUCAAGGGAAUCUGCUACUGUCCCCGUGCGAGUCAUGACGAAGAAGGAGGCCGGAAAAGAUGAUGAUAAGAUGGAUGUAGACGAAGACAAACCAUCCGAUAUCUCCCCUCCUCCUUCAGAUGCUGAAACAGAAAACAUGGAGCAAUCGAUGGCAUACAAGCUCGCAUUGGAACUAACUUUCUCGGUCCUUUCACACGUUCUUCGACGACCGCAUCGGAGGGCCUCCCUUUACGCCAAGAAACGGCUAAACCCGUAUCUUACUGUUAUCUUGACAUUUCUAGCGACGGUCCUUAAGCACGAAAAAACUCUCGAAGUCAUGGAGAAGAGUAUACCCUGGGAAGAGUUAACAAGUUUCUUCGCCACCAUUCCAAGAUCUACCAUGCACUCUCAAGGUCUGAUGGACCCUGUAGUUUCUCGUCCCGAUGGAGGUGAUCGAUGGAUGAUGCUGACUUCCUCGUGUGCGCCUCCACUGCCGGAAGAUUGGUGUUUAAGAGGUAUGGAAUGGGUCGGAAGAAAGGUAUACGAGCGUGGCUAUUGGAAGAGCGGCGAGGAUAGACAGGUUGAAAUUGAGGUGCUUGAUGACGAAGAAGCGGAACCGACGGAUGAUGGGCGGAUUGAGGAUGGUUCUGAGGACGAGAAUAACUCGGUCACCAAGAAACGUUAUAUACGGAUUGCUCGAUGCGCUGUCACUCUGGCUGACGUUGUUAAAGGAUUUACUUGGGUAGAAGGCUCUAGGGAAUGGAGAGUUGAAGGAGAGCUCUCUGACAAAAUUCAACAGUGGAAGGAAGAAGAACAGCAAGAGAAGGAGGAGGAAGAAAGGAGAAAAGUCGGUAACUGUUGGGUCGAUGAUUCUAUGGAUAUCGAUGAAGAUAGUUCUGAAGGAUAUUUGGAGAGCAGUAGUGACGACGACGACGAGUUAGAUACUCCGGAAAUCCGAGAGCUCAAGGCUCGUCGAAGGCACUUGCAGAUGUUGCUCCGGUCUUCACAAAUGGAAUCCAGUCGCUCUCGUGUCAAGCGUGCAUCCAGGAAAGAAGGGAAGAGUCACCCGGUAUUGCCCAUCCAACCGGGAUACACUGUACUCGUUGUGGACACCAACAUUCUUCUAUCCUCUCUAUCUACUUUUGUGUCCUUGGUGGAGAGUCUCCGCUGGACCGUCCUCGUUCCUCUGCCUGUGGUGAUGGAGCUGGACGGGCUGAAAUCCAAUGCAUUACCUCAGUUGAGCCAAGCUGCUGAUGAUGCCCUCAAGUACAUCACUUCCCAUAUUCGCUCCUAUAGUAGUUCGCUCAAGGUUCAGACUUCAAAAGGGAACUAUCUCACAUCUCUCAACGUCCGAACAGAGGAGGUUGAUUUUGCGAGUGGAAAAUCUGAGAGAAGUAUGGAUGAUCUCAUCCUCAAAACAGCUAUCUGGCACGAUAAACACUGGAUCGACCGAUCUGCAAUGUUAAAGUCAGAUGGUAUUCAAACCGUGGCCAAUCCAAUCAAAGUUGUUUUGCUCAGUCUCGAUCGAAAUUUGCGCCUCAAAGCCCGUUCGAGACAGUUACCGGCUGCGGGUGAGACAGAUCUUGCUAUGCUUCUUUCCGAUGGCACGUAAGUUACGCCAGUGGCUGGCUUGCUCUUUCCAUCCUUCCCCUCUCUUUAGCACACGCCCACAAGCAACUAUGAACGUCCCGGGGUUUGGGUAUCAUGUCUUGAUGCAUAUCCCUCAUUUGACCCUUAUUUCUCGCUGCAUUUGGGAUCCAAAGAGGGUCGGAAGCUGACCCUCUCCUUACCCUCUGGUACUCUGAAAUGGCACGCCACCGAUGUAGGCGAUGUAUCUACUUUAUAUCUCACCUGCAUUCACUUCUUCAUACCCGGACAAGUAUAUACCUGACAUGUGUUUAUAUUUUUCUGGUCGCUGUUGUAAUUUUAUGGUAACACGAGAAUACAAACUUGGUUUAUAAAACAUACUGAUAUUCGUCGUGAAAAGCAGCAAGUUAUUGUUUAACAUGAAGUAAAGGAACUCUUGUCUCUAUUUCUUUGGUGGAAGCAUUCUCGUAUUCGUCUUCGAUGUCGUCUCCGAGUUCAAAUGCAGUAUUGGAG
This is a messenger RNA of Marasmius oreades (fairy-ring Marasmius), 4016 nucleotides long. RefSeq lists its product as uncharacterized. The coding region runs from base 94 to 3528 and encodes 1144 amino acids. The transcript has 6 exons. Lineage: Eukaryota; Fungi; Basidiomycota; Agaricomycetes; Agaricales; Marasmiaceae. Gene Ontology annotation, molecular function: telomeric repeat DNA binding; protein binding; telomerase RNA binding. Gene Ontology annotation, biological process: nuclear-transcribed mRNA catabolic process, nonsense-mediated decay. The record is from RefSeq and is a predicted model, not a curated record. Gene Ontology annotation, cellular component: telomerase holoenzyme complex.